This is a messenger RNA of Magnolia sinica, 2673 nucleotides long. RefSeq lists its product as uncharacterized. The transcript has 18 exons. The record is from RefSeq and is a predicted model, not a curated record. Lineage: Eukaryota; Viridiplantae; Streptophyta; Magnoliopsida; Magnoliales; Magnoliaceae. The coding region runs from base 91 to 2205 and encodes 704 amino acids.
CUUUCUCAAGGAUAACGCUCUCUCUCUCUCUCUCUGAGCAAGCAAAAACCUCCAGAAGAUCCAAAACCAUCGUCUCCCUUCCGAGAAUCGAUGUCGUGGCUUCGAUCUGCUGUGAGUAAGGCCGUAGAGGUCAGCAGCAAGAAUAAUCUCACUCGCACUGUACGGAGUUAUGCCGACACCGUCGGGCAUGCCGUCGCCGAAGGCGCCAAGCUCUUUCAAGAUCGCAUGGGUGCUCGGAGUUUCAAAAGCUUUAGGCAUACCGUGAAGCGAUUGGAAGAAGUUGCGGUUUCUUGCAGGGGACUAGAAAGAACUCAAGUAUUAAGAAGAUGGUUAGUUGUACUAAAAGAAAUUGAACAACUGUCUGAAGGUUCUGUGGACAAUAGGGAGAAAUUUUUGGAACAACCCAACACUUCUGAUGAACCCAGCUUAUCUCCAAGAAAAUCUUCUAUGGUUUUAUAUUAUGAUCCUGAUUUAGGGGGUGAACCCAUGAACUUCCGAGAUGUGUUUCUUCAUAGUCAAGCUCUUGAAGGCAUAGCAUUGUCUAUGAUUCUUGAAGCACCAAAUGAAGAAGAAGUCUCUCUACUUUUGGAGAUAUUUGGACUUUGUUUGACAGGUGGAAAGGAGGUUCAUAAUGCUGUUCUGAGUAGUAUACAAGACCUGGCAAAAGCAAUCGCAAGCUACCAAGAUGAAGUAUUGGUAAAGCGUGAAGAACUGCUCCAGUUUGCACAAGGUGCCAUUACAGGGUUGAAAUUAAAUGCCGAUGUUGCGAGAAUAGAUGCUGAAGCCUCAGCUCUGCAGCAAAAGCUUGAAGGAAUGAAAACGUCAAGAGUACCUUCAACUGAAGGUGAAGAAAUAACACCAGUGGAAACAACUCAUGCUACAUUAGAGGCCCUAAAACAAGCACUUGCAGAAGUUCGGGUAUGUUCCAAAUUGGAAGCACUCUUACUAAAGAAGAAAUCCCUAAACAAUGGAGACUCACCUGAUAUUCGUUCUCAAAAGGUUGACAAGUUGAAGGUCUUGGCAGAUUCUCUUGCCAGCUCCACCUUGAAGGCAGAAAAGCGAAUUUCAGAUCACAGGCAUCAGAAAGAAGAGGCACUUAACUUCCGCCUGGCCAAAGCGAAUGAAGUUACUGAACUUGAGAAGGAAAUAUCUACUGAGAUUGCAGGACUUGAAAAGCAAAGAGAUGAGCUUGAGGCUAAACUGAAAAAGGUCAAUAUUUCCCUGGCAGCUGCUCUUGCACGCCUUCACAAUAACAGGGAAGAGAGAGAGAAAUUUGAGGAAGCAAGCAAUCAAAUUGUUUUACAUUUGAAAGCCAAGGAAGAUGAGCUUUCUAGAUCAGUAGCUUCGUGUAAGGUAGAAGCAGAUGUUGUCCACACAUGGAUCAAUUUCUUGGAAGAUACCUGGAUUCUCCAGUCCUCAUAUAUGGAUCAAAAGGAAAAGCAGAACAAUGAUGAGUUGGAGAAACAUAACAAUUAUUUUAUGAACGUGGUUAUUCAUCACCUUUCAGCAUAUAAGGAAGAGUUGGGGCGUUAUGUCAUUCAAAUCAGGAAAUUGGUGGAUAACUUAAAGAACUUCGACAAAAGUGUGUCAUUUAGCAGGUCAGCGAUGAUGUCCAAUCUAGGUACUGAAAAUUCGGACCAACUGAAAAAUCUUGAAGUCGAGUAUCUUGAAUAUGAAGCAAAGAUAAUAACCACCUUCAGUGUAGUGGACCACAUGAAAGAGCAGUUCUAUUCUCACGAUGGAAAUAUUUCCAGGCAUGAUGAACCCAAGGUCAAGGAACUGUUUGAUGCGAUCGAACAAAUUAAGGUGGAUUUCGAAUCAAUCGAAAGACCGACAUUAGAAAUUGAGACACCAUCUGAGGAAGGGUCACAGAAGAGUCAAUCCCACACCAUACAGUCAUCUGAGAGUUCACCACAGGAAGGGGAAGAGUCUUCAAACUCGGCCGUGGUCACAAAACCAUCAAAAGAGGGAGAGUCUCCAAAAUCGGCCACGGUCAUGGUCACAAUACCAUCAAAAGAGGGAGAGUCUCCAAACUUGGCCCCAGUCACAACCAAUCAAACCCUGGAUGCCGAAGCAGAACUCGCAAAGCUGGAGUCAGAAUUUGGUAAGGUUAGCCGAGACUACUCGGCAGAUGAGAUUGGAGGCUGGGAGUUUGAUGAACUAGAACAGGAACUGAAAUCCGGUGACUCUGUAUCAGCUAAAUAGACCGAAUUCGCAGUUUACAACUUAAAAAUGCUUCUGUACAUACCCCAAAAAUACAAACUCAAAGCUGUGUGUAACUGUUUGUGGAUGGGAAUUCCAUUAAACAUAUAUCAUUUAAUGGAGAGUUGUCUGUAAUAUGGAAAACCGAACAGUGGAAAUCUGUCUCCUGUGUGUAAAUCUCAUGAACUUAAAUCCCAUGAACUUACAAUGUAAUUUAUAUAGAUAAUUCAGUAACAAUGCUCCAGUUUCCAAAUUUCAGAUGUUUGUGCUCCUGUACAUUGAUUCUUUUUCUUCUUCUUGAAAAUUCUGUAGAUUGAUUCUCUGAAAUGGAGAAUUAGGAACCAUUUGGAUGCACAAGUCAAUCGAAUUACGAACGAAAUGAUGCAUUUGAUGAUGUUUCAUCAUAGCCCUCAAAUUGUUUUACAUUCCUUUGUAAUCCUACUUUAAUGUAAUGCAAUUCCAAUUCAAAGA